Molecule: messenger RNA, 2588 nt
Organism: Harmonia axyridis
Lineage: Eukaryota; Metazoa; Arthropoda; Insecta; Coleoptera; Coccinellidae
Product: phosphatidylinositol 4,5-bisphosphate 5-phosphatase A-like
Exons: 2
Coding region: 438-1748 (436 amino acids)
Biological process (GO): phosphatidylinositol dephosphorylation
Cellular component (GO): cytoplasm; ruffle; plasma membrane
Molecular function (GO): phosphatidylinositol-4,5-bisphosphate 5-phosphatase activity
Source: RefSeq, a predicted model, not a curated record
GCCAUGACUUAUAUAAUAAAUAAUAUAACACAGAUUAGAAUUAAUUGGGUCUAUGUAAUAUUAGAAUAUUGCUGAAAAUAUGUUUUGACAAUUUCAGGGAUGGUUAUAUCUGCCCUACAUUUUAUAACGACUUGAAAUAUAAGGACUGUUUGUAUUCCUGUACAUUAUCUUAAUGUCCUGAUUGAUUUUUGGAAUUUGUUGACCAAAUUUGACUUUAGUGAUAUCGAUUUGAAAUAUCAAAUACUCAUAAUCCUAGAUGAAGCAUUAUUGAACUGGAUAAAGUAGUGUCAGAAGUAUAGAACAACUUGGUAUAAUUCACUAAAUUGAAAAUACCUUGACAGCUGUGAACUCUGUAAUGGGAAAUUGAGAAGUAUUAAAAAUAGAGUUUUUAUCUUUGAGUCUAGUCGGCAGCAACACUUAUUACAUCAUUCAUCGACAUGGAAGAUAUUAAGUUGUACUUCGUAACUUAUAAUGUUGGAACGAGUGUACCAGUACAAGAAUUAUAUGACUUACUGUCUUUGCCAGAGGAGCUCAAAAAUGAAAAAAACCAUCAAUUACCAGAUUUCUAUAUACUCAGUUUUCAAGAAGUGAAAGCGCAACCCCAUAAUCUUUUUUUGGAUGCAAUUUUUGAAGAUCCAUGGACAACUUGCUGCAAAGAAUUAUUGGAGAAGAGAAACUAUGUCAAAUUGAAGAGUGUCAGAUUACAAGGUUUGAUCAUGAGUGUUUUCACUUUGAGGAAACAUCUUCUGAGUAUUAGAGAAAUUGAAUCAGAGUAUACAAGAACUGGUCUCUCUGGAAUGUGGGGAAAUAAGGGUGCGGUCAGUGUCCGACUUAGCAUCUAUGGUAUUUCUAUGUGUUUUGUUAAUGCUCAUCUCAGUGCACAUGAUGAUCAUCUCAAAGAUAGAAUUGAAGACUACAACACUAUAGUCAAAGAUCACGAGUUCCAUGUGCCUGAACAUACAGAAAUAUUUUUCCAUGAUUAUGUAUUUUGGAUGGGUGACUUGAACUUCAGACUUUUAGAAGAAUUUGAACAGAGUCCAGAAGAAAUUGAGAGAAUUAUCUUGAAGAAAGAUCUAGCAACUCUAUUCAAAAAUGAUCAGCUCAGGCAUGUUAUGAAAAAAGGGCAAGCUUUCAGUGAGCUUGGGGAGCAAACUCCCCCAUUUCCCCCAACAUUCAAAUUUGAAGUGGGCACCAACUCUUAUGAUUACAAAAGAAGACCGGCUUGGUGUGACAGAAUACUGUAUAAAGUGAGCCCUCACAAUUAUGAGAACAUUACUCUGAAAGCUGAGCAGUUAACUUAUAAAUAUCACCCAUUUUACACUUUAAGUGACCAUAAACCUGUUACUGCAGAGUUUUCAGUGAAAGUAUUCUCAGAUUUUGCAGAGUCCAUUAUAGAAUUUGACAAGAUUUCUACCUGGUAUUUGGAAGAAGAUAAUGAGGUAGUAUAUAAAGUUAAUCCUUGGAAAAUCCCCCAAACUGAAGAGGAUUGGAUUGGACUUUUUAAGGAAAACUUUAACAGUUUAGAUGACUAUGUUUGCUACAACUAUACCAAUAAAAGUUCCAGUGUAUCAACUGAAACUAAAGUAGAAAAAAGUGAAUCACUGAAGUAUACACUCACCUUCAGCGAACUACCAAGUAGAUGUCAUGGUAAUUAUGUGCUUGUGUAUUUCAGUCAGUCUGAAGAUAAGGUUCUUAGCGUACUUGGCAUUAGCGACCCAUUCCCCAUUCUCAAAAAGGAUAGUGAUUAAUUAUUCAUAAUUUGAAUGCAAUAGAAAAUCUUUAUUGUUGAAUAUUCAAAAAUUUUAUAUUUAUACCUCUUCGAUUUUAUUUUUUAGCCACAGGCUGGAUCAAUUAUUUUAUGAAUUUUUGAUGAGAUUUUAUUGAAUUUUAAGAUAUAGUUUUUUAUUGAAGCUUUAAUGGGUUACAUCACAUAUUUCAUUAAAUUACUGUGCUGGCAUAAUGGGAAAUAUAUAAACAAAUGAUUACUUAAAAAAGUAUUUCAGUCCAGCUAUGUUAACAAUCUUACAAUCAAUUAUUGUUGAAAAUUUUAUUGUGUUCAUUAUAUUUAAUCCAAUUCAUUACCAAUAUAGAUGUUGUCAAAACUUCAAUAUGAUAGUUGUCUGUAUUAAAAAUUAUUUUCAAGAAGAUAGAUUGAUAGUUGUUACAUUUAACACUAGGAUGAUAUUAAAAACAUGUUUGAUUAAAAUUAAAAAAGAAAAAAAAUAGUCUUGGCUCUUUGCUUGAUAAGAUCUUUGCCUUCUAUAUAAAAUAUAUACCUUUGCUUGGUUAAAAUAUUUCUAUAGUUUUAUCUGAAUAUAAUCAGAUUUCAGAUAGUUUUUUACUACAAAUAUAUACAUUCAUAUUUAGAAUGCAGAAGCUUUGACAAAAAGGUAUUUACAAAGGUCAGUUGCUUGGAAAAAUAGAAAAUUACUUACUAAGAUGUGAUAUUGAGCUGCUAUAGUUGUUCUCAAUUAGUACAACAUUGUAGAAUACAUUAUAUUUUUGAAUAUUUUGUUGAAAAUUAUAUUUUCAUCUAUUAAUAACGUAAUUUUAAUAAAUGAGAUGUUUGUAGACACCUCUUCAGCAUA